AUGGCAGAUCAGCCAGAAAUAUCCAAAACCUUCUCGCCCGACGACGGUGUCAUCGAGGGCUUCACCCAUCAUGCAGAACACAUCACAGCAGACCGGGAACCAUAUGGACCCGCGGGUCUGCGGGGACUGGCGAGCAAUCCGUUCGUGCUCAUGUGUGCUGCGUGCUCAACGCUGGGUGGUUUGAUUUUUGGUUAUGACCAAGGUGUUGUCUCUGUCAUCUUGGUGAUGGACCAAUUCCUGGAAGAGUUCCCGCGCAUUGCAGGUUCGGGUGCGGGGUUUUGGAAGGGUCUACUGACUGCCAUGAUUGAAUUGGGUGCACUGCUAGGCGCCUUGAAUCAGGGUUGGAUCGCCGAUAAGAUCUCGCGACGAUACUCCAUUCUGGUUGCCGUCGCCAUCUUUACCGUUGGAUCUGUCCUGCAGACUGCCGCGGUGGAGUAUUCGAUGUUGGUUGUGGCUCGUUUGAUAGGUGGUGUGGGCAUUGGCAUGUUGUCCAUGGUUGCACCAUUGUAUAUCUCCGAGAUUAGUCCCCCAGAAUGCCGUGGAACACUGCUCGUUCUUGAGGAAUGGUGUAUUGUGCUUGGAAUUGUUAUCGCUUACUGGAUCACAUAUGCCACCAGAUACAUGGCGGGAGAAUGGGCAUGGCGUCUCCCUUUCCUGUUGCAGAUGAUUCCCGGAUUCAUUCUCGUUGGUGGUGUGGCAAUCCUUCCAUUCUCUCCCCGAUGGCUGGCUUCCAAGGGCCGCAAUGAAGAAGCCCUGCAGAGUCUCUGCAAACUGCGCAACCUUCCCGACACAGAUCGCCGUAUUCGUCAAGAGUUCCUGGAUAUCCAAGCGGAGGUACAAUUCCACCAAGAAAUGAAUGCCGAGAAACACCCCAACUUGCAAAGCGGGAGCGCCAAGGACUCUUUCCUGCUGGAGCUUGCAUCUUGGGGCGAUUGCUUCAGAAAAGGUUGCUGGCGACGAACCCAUAUCGGUAUCAUGAUUAGCUUCUUCCAACAAUUCGUGGGUAUCAACGCACUGAUCUACUACUCUCCCACCCUGUUCGGCACCAUGGGACUAGACUCGAGCAUGCAACUCGUCAUGUCCGGUGUCCUCAACGUCCUACAGCUGGUCGGUGUAACAACCAGUAUCUUCACAAUGGACAGCAUCGGUCGCCGCAAGCUUUUAAUGGUCGGCUCAGCCCUCAUGGCCAUUGCAAUGAUCAUCAUCGCAGCCUUGGUGGGUAUCUACAGCUCUGACUGGUCAACCCAUCAGGCCCAAGGAUGGACCAGUGCAGCCUUCCUACUCUUUUACAUGGUCGCCUUUGGUGCCUCCUGGGGCCCAAUCCCCUGGGCGCUUCCAGCCGAGAUUUUCCCCUCCUCCCUCCGCGCAAAGGGUGUUGCCCUAGCCACCUGCUCCAACUGGGGCAACAACUUUAUCAUCGGUCUCAUUACUCCCCCUUUGGUCGAAGACACCGGAUACGGAGCGUAUGUUUUCUUCGGCGUCUUCUGUGUAAUCUCUGGUGUCUGGACCUACUAUUUCGUCCCCGAGACCAAGGGUCGUACACUCGAGCAGAUGGAUCAUGUCUUCAAAGAUAACUCAAGCGAGUAUGAAAAGACUCGUCGAAGUGCCAUUGAGGCGCAGCUCGUGGAGCGAGAGUUACUCAGCCCACACCGCGGGAUUGUCUGA
Penicillium verhagenii is the source of this 1665-nucleotide messenger RNA. Its product is annotated as sugar porter family MFS transporter. NCBI's taxonomy places the organism in Eukaryota, Fungi, Ascomycota, Eurotiomycetes, Eurotiales, Aspergillaceae. Gene Ontology annotation, cellular component: membrane. The coding region runs from base 1 to 1665 and encodes 554 amino acids. The transcript has 3 exons. Gene Ontology annotation, biological process: transmembrane transport; carbohydrate transport. The record is from RefSeq and is a predicted model, not a curated record. Gene Ontology annotation, molecular function: carbohydrate:proton symporter activity.